Trametes versicolor FP-101664 SS1 is the source of this 366-nucleotide messenger RNA. RefSeq lists its product as uncharacterized. The record is from RefSeq and is a predicted model, not a curated record. The transcript has a single exon. NCBI's taxonomy places the organism in Eukaryota, Fungi, Basidiomycota, Agaricomycetes, Polyporales, Polyporaceae. The annotation marks the transcript as partial.
CAGUUUCCCAUGCGAAACCGAACCGGCCCCCAACGUCCCCGCAAUGCAGACGAGAACGCGAUGAGCAAGCACGUCCGUCAAGCGUCCGGGGUUGCGCUCGCAGGAGCGUCCCGUGUCCCCAUAGCGCACACCGUCAAGGGUGCCGUCCAACGACCCGUCCUCACUGAGGUGACCACGACUGCUGUCAACCGCACUGGCAAGGUUCGUCUCUUCCAUCCUCUAAAAUCACGUUACGGCCCCACCCUCCCCGUACCCGUGCCUGGCGAUACGUCCAUGCGCUGCUCGUGGAUCGGUGUGGUCGAGGUGUUUCUCCCAUCACUGGGAUCGCCCAUGACGAGUUUGAUGUUGGGCGCUCCCUAUGCCUAG